Messenger RNA from Manis pentadactyla (Chinese pangolin), 2899 nucleotides. RefSeq names its product autophagy related 4A cysteine peptidase (gene ATG4A). The record is from RefSeq and is a predicted model, not a curated record. The annotation marks the transcript as partial. The transcript is spliced from 13 exons. Lineage: Eukaryota; Metazoa; Chordata; Mammalia; Pholidota; Manidae. Gene Ontology annotation, molecular function: protein-phosphatidylethanolamide deconjugating activity.
GGCUCCACCAGUCACCCAUCUUCCUCGUUUGUUUGCUUCUUUUCCCACCGCGGGCGUCUCUGGGAGUUGCAAUGCGAGCGUAGUUCCGAGCGGGGAGACGCCUUUGCCUCUCUCUCCUACUCUGCUCCUAGCAGAACGGAACUUCAAGUCCCAGGAUCCCUUGCGGCCUCCGUAGUCAAGUGGCCGGUGGAAUUGGCCCACGAUGACAGCUGGAGAAUGGAGUCAGUUUUAUCCAAGUAUGAAAACCAGAUUACUAUUUAUGCUGACUACUUAGAAGAAUUUCCAGAUACAGAUGAGCUGGUAUGGAUCUUGGGGAAACAGCAUCUUCUUAAAACAGAAAAAUCCAAGCUGUUGUCUGAUAUAAGCACUCGUCUGUGGUUUACAUACAGAAGGAAAUUUUCACCAAUUGGGGGAACGGGCCCUUCAUCAGAUGCUGGCUGGGGAUGUAUGCUACGCUGUGGACAGAUGAUGCUGGCUCAAGCCCUUAUCUGCAGACAUUUGGGAAGGGACUGGAACUGGGAGAAACAAAAAGAACAACCCGAAGAAUAUCAACGAAUCCUACAGUGCUUCUUAGAUAGAAAAGACUGUUGCUACUCUAUCCACCAAAUGGCACAGAUGGGUGUAGGAGAAGGAAAAUCAAUUGGCGAAUGGUUUGGACCAAAUACAGUUGCACAAGUGCUAAAAAAACUUGCCUUAUUUGACGAAUGGAAUUCCUUGGCUGUUUAUGUUUCCAUGGAUAACACAGUGGUCAUUGAAGAUAUCAAAAAAAUGUGCUGUGUCCUUCCCUUGAGUGCUGACACAGCUGGUGAGAGACCCCCUGACUCUGUGAGUGCUUUGAACCAGAGUAAGGUCACCUCAGCCUGCUGCCCAGCCUGGAAACCCCUGCUGCUCAUUGUGCCCCUUCGCCUGGGCAUAAACCAAAUCAAUCCUGUCUAUGUUGACGCGUUCAAAGAGUGUUUUAAGAUGCCACAGUCUUUAGGGGCAUUAGGAGGAAAACCAAAUAACGCCUAUUAUUUCAUAGGAUUCUUAGGUGAUGAGCUCAUUUUCUUGGAUCCUCACACAACCCAGACCUUUGUUGACACUGAGGAGAAUGGAACAGUUGACGACCAGACUUUCCAUUGCCUGCAGUCCCCACAGCGAAUGAACAUCCUGAACUUGGAUCCUUCCGUAGCAUUGGGAUUUUUCUGCAAAGAAGAAAAAGACUUUGAUAGCUGGUGUAGCCUUGUUCAGAAGGAAAUUCUAAAGGAAAAUUUAAGGAUGUUUGAAUUAGUUCAGAAACAUCCAUCACACUGGCCUCCCUUUGUUCCCCCAGCCAAGCCAGAAGUGACAACCACUGGGGCAGAAUUCAUUGACUCUACCGAACAGCUGGAGGAGUUUGAUCUGGAGGAAGAUUUUGAGAUUCUGAGCGUGUAGAAUAGUGGGAACUCAGCUGGAGGCCUGUCUUCCAAGUGGCACCAGAAGAACAUGAACUAAUUACGUAAGACUUUUCUAGUCAGUAAGUGCCUGAUUUGCCAACAGCAUACAAACUUCAUAGCAAUCAUGACUGAGCCAAUCACCAUUUCUCAGAAAAAAGAAACUAAUUACCCUUUCCCCAAAGGAACUAGAACAAUCAUGGAAUCUAGGAGCAGACAGAUUAGGAGUCAUUCCUUGCUUCCCAGCUUGUCUUACACAGCCCCUACGAGUCUUCAGCUACUGAAAGGAGGAGGUGGACGUCUGGGAGACAGACAGCAACUCCCAGCUUGCUUCAAGCACCAGGAGAUGAGAGAUGGUUACCCUCUGCUUCUUCACCCUUUCAGAUGUGACCUCUUUGGGCCUAAAUACUAAGAAGCAAUUUGUUCUCUUGCUCUGAUAAUAAAGUGAUGGCAUGAGGGAGAAAAAGUUCUUGCUAAAUCAUUUGAAUAUGUAUUUUCAGUAAUUAUAAUUUAGACCAAAAAGUUUGUCAAAGAAACAAUGUCAAAUGUGCACUUGUGGAUUCCCUUCCUACUUAAAGGAACCUUACUAUUUAUUUGCUUGGUCACUGUUCCCAUCCUUACUGAUACUUUUGUGAGAUAUCACUCUGUCCUUAAGUCAAAUCAUGAUUGCUUAAAUCAGAGGUCAGCAAACUUUUUCUGUAUAGGCCAGGUAGUAAAUGUUUUAAGUUUUGCAGUCCAUGUAGACUCUGUCACAGCUACUCAACUCUGCUACUGAAGUGUAAAAGUAGCCAUAGACAAUGUGCAUGCAAACAAGCCUGUCUGUAAGCCAGUACAACUUUGGUUCCAAAGACAGGUGGAGGACUGGAUUUGACCCACAGGCUGUAGUUUGCCAGUCACUGACUUAAGUUGCUGAUUUGGUGGAAAACAAAAAAUAGUGUGAAUUAGACUCCAUUUUGGUUGACUGCCAUAAUUCGAAUUAUUCAUGUGGUGGUAUUUAAUCUGUGCAUUAAAUACAAUGCCAGACCAUUUCACGACUAGCAAUGUACUACAUUUUAAAGGAUAUAUUUAUCAAAUUGGCUUUGCUAACCACUCUCCUGUGUGGAUGUACCUCAAGUUCCAGUGGUGUCUCCCCAUUUUCCUCCCCUUGCCCUCAUGACCUGCAUACAUUUCACCUCCAUCCUCAACUAAGUCCUGAGGAAGGCCAACAACUGUGGUUUGAAAGCUAGCACCAAACAGGUUAUUUUUUUGUAUAUAUAAGAAUAAUAGAAUACCUGUUCCCUUAAAUUCUAUUUUUUUCUUUUUUUCCCAGUAGAUAAUAUAUUCCAGUCGUUCAAAAUUCAAAAGGUACAAAUCGUAUUCAGUGAAAUGGCUCUCCCUCCCCACAGGUUAGAUCCCUUCCCUGAAUACUCCAAAGGUUAUUAAUUUCUUGUUUAUCCUUCCAGAGGAUAUAUUUUAUGUAUAUAAAAAUAUAUGCAUAUAUACCUGUA